This is a messenger RNA of Paramuricea clavata, 531 nucleotides long. The record is from the annotation of a GenBank genome assembly. NCBI's taxonomy places the organism in Eukaryota, Metazoa, Cnidaria, Anthozoa, Malacalcyonacea, Plexauridae.
AUGAAAUCUUUCCUUAUAAACACGUGCCUAGGCGAAAAAGUAGGUUCUAAACCUCAAGCAAGCGCAAAACGCUCAAUACUUGAACUGUAUGACAGUUCCGAAGAUGAAUUGAACCAGGAAGCGCCGAAGAAAAAACAUUUGCCCGUUGUACUUCAAUAUCCUAAUUAUACCAUCAUUGCUUAUGUUAACAGGUUCUUUACACGCUCUGAUAUUCAUGUAAAGCGUCCAGCCAUCAUGUAUUCAUUCAUUCAUGUAAAGCGUCUAGCCAUCAAGGAUGCAGUUGGUGAUAGAGAUAAAACGAGCAGAGGGAUUGUCUGCAAAAUCCGUUCAGCAGAUAAAGAUUGGGUUAUGGAGAUCUCUGAUAUUUUCCAAGUUGGACCAGUUGAUGGUAAAUAUUUCAUUUUUGUGAAUGGCAAGUAUUUCAUCCGAAUCCUGAACAAUGGAAAUGUUAUCUACCAUCCUUGGACACAGACACCACAACUCACUGCAAGGAACUAUGUCCUUAAGGGACAGUGUUCAGCCAAAAUGUAG